Messenger RNA from Annulohypoxylon maeteangense, 1424 nucleotides. Its product is annotated as family A G protein-coupled receptor-like protein. The record is from RefSeq and is a predicted model, not a curated record. Gene Ontology annotation, cellular component: endoplasmic reticulum; plasma membrane. Lineage: Eukaryota; Fungi; Ascomycota; Sordariomycetes; Xylariales; Hypoxylaceae. The transcript has 3 exons. The coding region runs from base 144 to 1010 and encodes 288 amino acids.
CCAGCUACACAACGAAUCACAGCAAGUCCCGUGAUCCAAAGGCUAUAUCUGACAUUCCCCUAUUCACUUUGAUAGUGAUCACCCCCUAUUUCGAACCACCCAGGCUUGCCUAGUAGGUAUCAACAAAACAAAUUAACAACGCGAUGGCGAUUCUAUUACAUCGUGCGAAUGAUGCCCUCAACAUCAACCCCCCGAGCGGAGACGAGGCGCUGAGUGUAAACGGAAGCGACUGGUUAUGGGCAGUAACGGCUAUUUAUGUUGUCUCGUUCAUUGCCUUCUUUGCUACUAGUUUCGUGGCACGAUCUGGUGAAAAGAUCUUCCACUACCUCUUCACGAUUGCCCUCCUCGUCGGUUCUAUCUCCUACUUCGCUAUCGCUGCUGAUCUAGCCUAUGUGGCCAUUCCUGUUGUCAACUCCAAGCCUGUCGAGACAUGGGUUCGUCAAGUCUUCUGGGCAGAAUAUGUCAACUGGGUUGUCAGCUACCCCGUCAUUGCCAUUGCUCUUGGUUUACUGAGCGGUGUCUCAUGGGCAACUAUCCUCUAUAACGUUGCUCUAUCAUGGACCUGGGUCAUUUCGUAUCUUGUCGCUGCCUUUACCACAUCUAACUACAAAUGGGGUUUCUAUGCCUUUGGCACGACUGCUUGGGCUCUUCUCGCAUUCAGCACUCUUGCGGGUGGCUCGACUGCGGCUAAGCGCGUUGGUGUCGCUAGAGACCACACCGUCUUAUCGGGAUGGGUCAACCUCCUAUGGCUCUUGUACCCUAUCGCCUGGGGUCUCUCGGACGGUGGAAACAAGAUCGGCGUAACACCCGCUUACAUUUUCUUCGGUGUUCUGGAUGUCCUACUAGUUCCGGUCUUGUCAUUCGUAUUCCUAUUCCUUGCCCGGAACUGGGACUAUGGCAAGCUGAAUCUCGCCUUCACUCGAUAUGGCCGCGUUCACCAAGCCGGUGAAUUCCCCGAGAAAACCGCCACCGCUCCGGCGCAGCCCGUUGUCGGUGAGCAAGCCGCAUAGACGGACCGAGUAUUAAUAUAGGCUGUGCGACUUUGCGCCGCGUUGAACGUCGAUUGCAGGUCUCCCGCAAGUCGCCCGAUCCUUCCGCGUACUCGCCUUACUUCCCCCCAACCUCGUUCGCUGUCAAUUAUGGUAGGCUGGGCCUGUCGCUCUUUUAUGAUGUGAUGAUCAUGAUUCAUCACGAAACUGUACCAUCUAAUGCGAUCUUAAUCAAUCCAAUCGGGAUCUUGGAUGGUCGCAAUAUUUAUUAUACCCCCUUCGCUCGUUAUGAAAGAUGGAUGAGAAAGAGUCCCGGAAUUAUACCCUUGGUAAUACUUAGGUGUUAAGGAAAGGAGAGGACAUAGGUCCGGUAAUUAUUAAUGGUCGUAGUAGUGGUAGUGUUGAGAUAAAUAAAAUACCCCCUCGUUGCUUUUA